AUGGUCACCAUUGACAGCCAUGUCGUCGUGAAAUACCAAAACGAGCCAUUCGUCGCCAUUCCCCAGUACUUGAUUGUCGAAAGCUCCAGUGGCCAAAAGUUUCUGCAGAUGCGAGCCUCCAGUUUGCCCAUCGUGCAGCUGCUCACAGGGGCCAAAAAUCCCAGCAGAGCCAGCUUGACCUUCUACGAGCCCUUCAAGAAGUUGCACGAAAGUCGCAACAAGGCCAUGGAUCGCUAUGCCAACGGCGACGAGGACCAGGGCGACGAGGCCAACCAACUCUUCGAAGACCAGGAUGGGGAAGCCCAGAGGCAGCCCAGGCGUCACAAGAUCCAAAACCUCCCAGAAACUAUCAACAUCCACGUGGGGAACGCCAUUAUUCCAUGCCUGCUCCCGGAAGAUCGCCGCCGGCCCAAGGCUGCAGACCUGGCAGUGCCACUGGAGAGCAACACCAUCGGUGCCAUCAUCGACCACGUUCGUGCCAAAGUUGAAGAAUUGGAGGCCCACAUGCAGCAGCCCAAGAAGAAGAUGUCAAGUUUCUAUACCAUGAGUUUGGGCCCAGACUGCCCAGUUUUGCUUUUGCCACUUUUGGCCAGCUCCAAGCUUCUUGCCAUGGCUGGUGUGCCAGAGAAGGUGGUCCAAGAAGUGGAAGCCAUGAUGUCCUCGACUGCUCCAGUGAAUACGAAAGUGGACCAGAUCGUCCAACUUCUAAGGACACAUGGCCUUGCCCACGACCAAGUUCUGACUCCAAGUCAGAUCUUGGUACACCCAGAAAACCGAGGCAAGUCCAUGGUGUCCUACUACGACGUCUGGUCCAAGGGCAGCCAGAUGACCAGUGUCGGCUUCCAGCCCAAGCUGCUCGACGGCCAGACCAUCUGCACCCAAAUGGCCACUGCCGAGACCAAGAGACUUGCCCAAGUGCAAGCCAACCGCCAGCUGGUCUCUGAGGCCAAGGGCCAUCUGGCACCAGUGAGUGGCCAGGAAGGCUUCCUCUCCCUUGCAGGGAGCCACAGCGUUGCCUUUCUCCGAUGCCUCCAGGCGGGCAUCCAAGGACCAGAGGGCUAUCACGUCGCCGUUGCGAAGUCGGACCCAGCAUGGCGAGCGAUCGAGCAAGGAUGGUGCUGGAUCGUGCUGGCAGCAUCCAUUGAAGAAGCCAUGCCACAACUUCCCAACUUUAUUCAGCAUGCUGCCAACUCGUCCAACUCAAUAUCCAAAGCCAUCAACGAGUUGGAGGUUGCCCUCCAUGUGGCCACUGCAUUUGAGAAGGGCUUGAGCCUUCCAGAUGCCAUCCAGCAGGCCAGCCAAGGCGACGUGAGAUGCCGUGCCAGUGUCCCCGCCAUCGCCAAAUUCGUCCAGAACUUCGGCGGCGGCAGCCAGGGGUUUCCACUCCUCCAUUUCCUUGCCAAUUUUGGGAAGCAGUUUAAUGCCACACUUCUGGUGGGAACCGAGCUGAUGUCCACCCUGGUGUCGCUAGAUUUCAAGCAAGCGACGUGCAUCUUUCCCAUGCUUCGUGUGGCGGCAUGGGCUACCAUGUUGACCAGCCCAAAAUCCCAAGACGGGUUCAGCCGCAUCCUAUCCACCAACGAUCUCCAAAAACUGAAGGCACCAGGCAUGCUCGACCAAGUUACCCAAGCCGAAAACAUGCUCCAAGAGGCUUGGAAGGUCCAACAGGAUCUUCUUGUGGAGCAGACCCACCAUGCGUCCCACUUAACCAAAUGCUUUGGUCGAUUUGCAGUCAGAGUUUGUUUGUUCCUCACGAACAAACAAAGGGCAGGCCGGGAAACCAAGCACUGGCAAUCUCUCCAAGCCAUCUUGACUGCCUACACCAAGGAGAUCCAAGACAGCUCGGCUGGCGAUGCCAUUGCGGACCACAGCAUGACUCCAAACAUGCAGGUGACUGAUGUCUUGGCAGCCAGCAACAAAACCAUUGCCAUGCUCCAAAACAACCACAUGGAACUGGGCAAGUUGUACACCACCAAGGACCACGGUGCCAAGGUGUUCAAGCUGACGGAUGUCACGGACGACCAUGCCACCAUGACUCACAAGCCACUCUUCCAAGAUGAGGAAGAAGUCCAUGUGCCAUUGCAGAAGCUGCCAAUGUGGAAGGCCACCAAGGCCAUGAUGCCGAUGUUGUGCCCCCAGGAUCUUGCCAGGGAAGGAAUGACGGCGAAGCUUCUGUUGGAGGAGCGGGCCAGGUCGGAGGUCCAGCUGGCUCUCCACAGAGCGGCGGAAAAGCACCAUGUGGAUGCCCAGACCAUCGCUUUCGGCCAGAACCCGCAGGGGUUGUUUGCCAUCAAGACAAUUCGCAAAACCAUUCGUUUGGUUCCACUGGGCACGGUGAACAAAGCCAAGUCGACCGCCAAGGAAACGAAGCUCCUCAUCCAGCACGGCGGCCACAGCUGGACCAUUGGGCCGUUCCGCCAGAAUGCGCAGUUCGAAGCAGACAGUGCGUUUUGCUUGAUUCCAUAUUUCUGGUGCAAGCCCACGAGCGAAACCUCCGAGGUCACCAUGGUUCACUCCACGGUCGUCGAGUCUGGGAUUACCAUCCCAUGCUUGGAGAAUCCUGCUCCGCUGGAACAGCACCAGCCGCUUUUGUUCCUGGCGGCCCAUGCCGAAGCUUCCGAAGCAGACCACGGCGAGCCAGAGCCAUCAGAGGCCGAGCCUAAAGCCAAAGCCAAGGCCAAGGCCAAGGCCAAAGAGCAGUCUGAGCCUCCUUCCAAGAGGGCCAAGAAGUGA
Molecule: messenger RNA, 2733 nt
Organism: Symbiodinium sp. CCMP2592
Lineage: Eukaryota; Dinophyceae; Suessiales; Symbiodiniaceae
Source: the annotation of a GenBank genome assembly